GUAAUUCCUCAACAUCUCACUCACUCAACUCCCGCCUUCACAUAAUACUGUAUAACAGAUACGGCAAACCUGAUUCCUUACUAUAUAAACUUCCCUCUGGUGGUAGUCUCUGCAUUUCAUAAACAUAAGGGGCUUGUUCGAUUUAAUCCUCGUCAUGCUGUGUCACCGUUGCCGUCGCCUAGUUGCGAUAGCUCCUAAACGAAGCUCUGCCACAUUGUCGCGUUACGCCCAGCCGACACAUAUAUCUUCGAUACAAACCCAAAUACGAACAUUAGUUCAGCCAGCCAUAAACAACCAUUUUAGUAUUCGACACUAUUCCUCCUCUCCCGAUUCUGCAGCAGCAAGCUCAGCUAGCACCCCGCCAACCGAGUCACGUCUCCCCGAAAAGCCAGAUUACCUCGACGAUGCCGAGUCGGCAAUAUGGGACAAACUAACAGCCGAGUUUGCACCGACGGAGCUUAUGGUUCAAGACAUAUCAGGUGGUUGCGGGUCCAUGUACGGGAUUGAGAUUGCGUCGGAAAAGUUUCGAGGCGUGAAUAUGCUAAAGCAGCAAAGAAUGGUUAAUGCUGUGCUAGGUGAUCAGAUGAAAGGCUGGCAUGGCGUCCAGCUACGCACCAAAGUCCCUUAACUCCGAUGUAUGAACAGCAGUUGGGCCGCGAGAAUUACAGUUCACCUAUCAUAGGCUUUAUACGUGGUGGAGGCAAGCCACAGGGUCUCGGAAGCCUUUAAUAUCGGACAUACUCAUAGAUGGACAUGAGAAGUGUAUAUUCAGGCAUCAAGAGGGGGUGUUGUACAUAUCUCGAUACUAAGAUGCGGUUGACUCGACCUCCCGUAUCAAAUCCAAACUCUCCAAUCCUCGGUAAUAUUGCAGAUCAAUAUCUACUGGAAUGAGUACCUAAACACAUAAUUACCUAUAUAAAAGUGUACAGUAAGUUGAGCUACUCUUAUUCUAUAAUACCCAACGUAUCCGAG
Molecule: messenger RNA, 972 nt
Organism: Daldinia vernicosa
Lineage: Eukaryota; Fungi; Ascomycota; Sordariomycetes; Xylariales; Hypoxylaceae
Product: bola-like protein
Exons: 1
Coding region: 155-628 (157 amino acids)
Source: RefSeq, a predicted model, not a curated record